Molecule: messenger RNA, 1997 nt
Organism: Exophiala dermatitidis NIH/UT8656
Lineage: Eukaryota; Fungi; Ascomycota; Eurotiomycetes; Chaetothyriales; Herpotrichiellaceae
Exons: 2
Coding region: 384-1664 (426 amino acids)
Source: RefSeq, a predicted model, not a curated record
CUGCAAUGCCCAACAUCAUGGGCUUGGACUGGCAGUUUGCCAACCAAGAUCUUAUCCUCCAAGGCGCAUGAGACUUGACCGCCCAAACCUUGAAGGACACCAAUUUUUCUGCUCCUACUAGUACUUGAACCGUCUUAUUUAUUAUUCCUCUCUCGCGUUCGUGAAGUUCUCGGUUGACCAAUUCCUAGUGACUUGCAGUGGAUGGGAUCCAUAGCACCUGCACGGUCCACCUAUAGAUCAGUUACCGGAAUACCUAUUCUGUUCUCAUUGCCGAUCCAAUUUGUAGCACAGACUUGAUCUUACGCCUUGAGCCACCUCAGAGGCCCCUACCCCUCAGAUCCAGUCCACUUACACGGCGGUCAUCAGCCUAAGGCUCCCUCGCCAUGGCGAUGGAAUAUAUCAACUACAUCAAGGCAAAGGCGCAUAUAGCCACCUCACGCAAGUCGGAGACUCCCGUGCUGUCGGAAGAAGAUGAACAAUUCCUCGAUCGCAUCGUAUCUCAGGAGAACCCUCCGCCCCUCCCGGCGCGGACUUACCUCGAUGCACCGACACAAGCCAAGGAUGCCCAAGUGGCACUCAUGGAUGGCGCUCAGAACAUUCCACUACCAUCAACACCACCAGACGAAGCCUUUCUGGCCGAGCCUGAUCGGAUGCCCAAUGACCAAGGCAACAACGUGAACCCAGAAAAAACAGAGACAGGGGCCAAGUCUGGCAGAUCACGACCCACUUGGAGCUGGCUGAGACGCGACAGUCGAGAUGCGAAGCAGCAGGGCCGCGAAGCCACGGCUGCUGGGUUGGACGACAUAGCGCAGAAGUUAAGAAAAGCAGAACUUGAAGACAGCAACGACGACGAGUUAGCCCGAGAAAUCAAGCGGGAAGAAGAAGACAUGACGAUCGUGCUUGAACGACUCAAUCUUGCAGCUGUCAACAACCGAGUCUUCUCCAUCAGCGACGAGACCCAAGAGCUUCUGCAGAAGUUUAAUCUGGUUUUCAAAGACCUGGUUCGCGGCGUGCCCACUGCAUACGACGACCUCGAAUCUCUCUUGACCAAUGGCGACCGACAACUCCAAAAGACGUUCAACUCUUUGCCUGGCUUUCUUCAGAAACUGAUUGAGAAGUUGCCAGAGAGCAUGACCAAGGGCUUCGCUCCUGAAAUCAUGGCUGCCGCGGCCGAGCGAGCCCAAAAGAGUGGUGUCAACAUGGACAGAGCUGGCAAGGCAGCAGCUGCUGCGUCCAAGAUGGCGGGAAUGAAGACGCCCUCGUUGAAGGAAUUGGCGGCGAAGCCAGCAGCCAUCACGGGCAUGUUGAGGUCGAUUAUCAACUUCUUGCGAGCCCGUUUCCCGGCUUUUAUGGGAGCAAACGUUUUAUGGUCGCUCGCUCUUUUCGUUCUGCUGUUUGUGUUUUGGUACUGUCACAAGCGUGGCAGAGAAGUGAGACUCGAGAAGGAGCGUCAGCUCACCGAAGAGGAAGUGGGCAAGCUCGAAACGGAAUACAAAGUCCACCAUCAACAUCCUGAUAGCGUGCCCACAACUACGGCAUCAAAGGGUGCGUCGAUGGAUGAGGUCAAGGCGGGCAUGGAAGAGGCUGAGGCUCUCAAGAGGGAGGCCGCAGCAGCGGAGAAGCCGGUGGACCCAGACACUGUUCCUCCAACGACCGUGCCCUGAGCGACAGGAGUCGAUCUCGAUCGGAUCUUCUAGCUGCGAAAUCAGUAUUCUUUUAACGAGUGAUGAGUGAUGCAAACCGACGGCCUUUUGGUGGGAACCUGAAAGCGAGCCACGAGGAACGAGCGCCGGAGUGUGGGGUUCUUUCUUCUGCGUCCGGAGUCCUGAUGCCAGUAUCAAUGUACAACUGUAUUAUUGUUCUCACAGGAGCAGCGCAGCUUCGCCUUUACUUGCCUACCGUACUGUAGCAGGCUUGAGUUUCAAGUUUGAUGACGAGAGCAGAUGGUAUUCGUGCGUCAACAGAGUCGCGGUCCCUUCUGGUGCAUUAUAAUUCCC